AUGGCGGCGCUGGGGUCGCUGAGGCCCUGGUGGAGGUUGGCGUUGGGCGGCUGGACGAGCUGGUGUCCCGCUCCGCUGUGCCGAGGACGAGCGCUGCCGAGGCCCCCGCUGGGUCCUGCCUGUGCAGUUGGCCGCCCGCUGCGGUGGGCAUCGUCCUUCUCCCAGCCGGGCCCGACGGAGAGCGACCACAGCGAGGGACAGGUCUUCCUCAGCGAGAGCUGCGUGAAGAGGCUGCUGGAGAUCGCAGAAGGCUCAGAGUUUCUCAGGCUGCAGGUGGAAGGAGGUGGCUGCUCUGGAUUCCAGUACAAGUUUUCCUUGGACACAGUUAUCAAUCCUGAUGACAGGGUGUUUGAACAAGGUGGUGCCCGUGUGGUCGUGGAUGUGGACAGCCUGGCCUUCGUGAAAGGUUCCAUGGUGGACUUCAGCCAGGAGCUGAUUCGCAGCUCCUUCCAGGUGGUGAGCAACCCCCAGGCAGAAAAGGGUUGCUCAUGUGGGACUUCCUUCUCUGUCAAAUUCUGACUGGACUUCCCAUGGAUAGGCACUGUCUGCAGACACUUCCUGGCAGUCUUCAGAGGGUUUUUGCUUGUUCUUUUCCCAGCUGCCGCCUCUCGUCUCCCUUACCUUGUAA
Messenger RNA from Gymnogyps californianus (California condor), 628 nucleotides. RefSeq names its product iron-sulfur cluster assembly 2 (gene ISCA2). Gene Ontology annotation, molecular function: iron ion binding; 2 iron, 2 sulfur cluster binding; 4 iron, 4 sulfur cluster binding. Gene Ontology annotation, biological process: iron-sulfur cluster assembly. Gene Ontology annotation, cellular component: mitochondrion. The record is from RefSeq and is a predicted model, not a curated record. The transcript is spliced from 4 exons. Bases 1 to 519 code for a protein of 172 amino acids. Lineage: Eukaryota; Metazoa; Chordata; Aves; Accipitriformes; Cathartidae.